CGGACCAUUAGUGUGACGCAUCCCUCCACAGGGUACGUGAAUUCGCGCCUGCAGCAUUCGCUCAAGGUUGCACCACACCAAGAAUGUACAUCAAGCAGGUGAUCAUCCGUGGCUUCAAAACCUACAAGGAGCAGACUACGCUGGACGAGGAUUUCUCUCCUGGUACCAAUGUGGUUGUGGGCUUCAAUGGCUCUGGAAAAUCAAAUUUCUUCCAAGCCAUUCUGUUUGUGCUGUCUGAUCAGUACAGUUCUCUGCGAGCAGAGACACGAAAGGCCCUUUUGCACGAGGGCGCGGGGCAGGCAGUGCUUACAGCCUACGUUGAAGUCGUGCUCGACAAUGCGGAUCGGCGGAUUCCUGUGGAGAGUGACACCCUAUCCAUCCGCCGUUUGAUUGGGGUGAAGAAGGACGAUUGGCUGUUGGAUGGAAAGCAUGCGACCAAAGCAGAGAUCUUUGGGUUGUUGGAAGGUGCAGGUUUUGCAAAGACCAGCCCGUACUACAUUGUGCAGCAGGGCAAGGUCAGUGAGCUCACCAUGAUGACCGAUGCCCAACGCCUGGGCCUUCUCAAGGAUAUCUCUGGUGCUGGCCUCUACGAUGAGCGCCGCACGGAGUCGGUGAAGAUCAUGGAGGACACCGCCGCGAGGCGGACGCAAACCGAGGGACUGAUUCAAGACAUUGAACAGAAGCUUCAGAGCUUGGAGGAAGAGCAACGUGAGCUGCGUGAGUGCGAGAAGCUGGAAGCUCGACGCCGGACGCUUGAAUACGCUCUGGCAGAUCGUGAGUGGCGUUCUGCACAGGAGCGUAUUGAGGUGCUCCACAUGAGACGUGGCGAGGCCUCGCAUGAACUUCAGCAGUUGCAAGGCAAAGUUGCAGAUCUCCGUCAGAAGUCUGGAGAGGCCGAAGCAGACGCUGAGCGCAUGGAGGAGAAGCGGCGGCAAGUGGCAGAGACUUUGGCAGGCCUUGAAGUGGAGCGUGACCGAACAAUGGAGGCUUUGGCCAAAGCACAGCUGGCCGCAGAGGAGGAAGUUCGUCGGCAGCGAGAAGGAGAGGAAACAGGCGCAGAGCGUUUGGCUGAGCUUCAACGUGCACGGAAGGAGGUGGAAGAAGCUAGUGCCUUGGUGGAAGCAGAGCGGCCACAGGUGGUUGCCGCCCUGGAGCAGCUGCGAUCAGUAGAGCAGCAACGGCAGGUGUGCAAUGCUGAGCGUGAGCAACUGUUAGCACGACAGGGUCGUCGCCAGCAGUUCCGCACUGUGGAGGAGCGAAACCGUGCCCUGGACGAGGAGGUCCGUGUGCGUGAAGAAAAGUUGGCCGAUGCCAGGCGAAAGAUUGAUGUCAGCAUGGAGCGAGAAAAGAGAAGCGAGAAGUCUCAAAAGCAAGCCCAUGAGGCGGCGGUAACGGGACGGACAGACGUGUCCAGCAAGGAGCAGGAGUUAGGCUCCUUGGGCAAAGAAUUGCGUGGCUUGGGUGAGAGGUUGGAUUCCAGCGCCGAGAAACUCCGGCUCCUCCACCAGGAUCGGCACAAAGCACAGCGCGAAGUGGAAAAGCUUCGUCAAGAGGCGCGCACCAGCCAAUAUCGGCUUGAGGGGACCAUGCCAAGAGCCAAUUGCCAGGCUGUCACUGCAGUGAUGCGCUGGGCGCAGGAGCAGGGGCUUCAAGAUCGAAUUCGCGGCACACUGCUCUCCCACAUCGAGGUUUCUGCAACUUUUCGAGCGGCUGUAGAGAGCUUUGCGGGGUCUGCCCUUUUCAAUGUACUGGCCAUGGAUGAUGAGGCUGCCGCUGAAGCUGUCAAGUACGUGAGGACACGCCGCUUGGGCGCAGUGGUUGUGACUCCCAUCAGUCAGCUUCCGCUCAGAGAGCACUCGUUCCCAAACAUGGAAGGAGUCAAGCCCUUGGUCUCGGUGGUGAAAUGCCCAGACUGGGUCCGCCCAGCAGUUCAGCAAGUCUUUGGGAAGGCGGUGGUGUGCCGUACAAUGGAGCUUUGUGAAGAGGUGGCCAGGCGGCAUGGCAUUGAUGCCAUCGCAUUGGAUGGUGAUCGUGUGAGUCGCAAGGGAGUGAUCACGGGCGGCUUUCAAGAUCCCCAGCGCUUCGUUCGACUCUCCUUGGCGGAGGCCAUUCGUGCUGCACAACAGCGGCUCCUUCAGGCGGAAGAGAAGUUGCCAAAUCUGGACACGCAGAUUGAAGAAGUUGGGGAAGAGGUCAACGGUCUCCACAGCGAGCGCCGGGAGAUACAGGAGCAGCGGGGCAAGAUUCGAGUGGAACUGCAACGCCUUGCUGAAGAGGUCAAGCACGCCGAAGAGACCAUCUCCGCUUCUGAGCGGGAUCUCAACAAUCUUCGAGAAUGGCGCCAUCGCAUGCAGGUCCUCAUCAGCGACUGUGAAGCCUCCAUCGAAGCGAAGAAGGCCGAGCGUGCCUCGCGCUCCUUGAGCACCUUGUCGGCUGCAGAGACCAAGCGCUUGCAGGGUCUCACAGAUCAAUGCCAGGCGCUCGAGGCGCAGGAAGCCUCAGCACAGGAAACGCUGCAAAAUUUGCGCGCAUCCAUGGAGGAGCGUCAGGCGACCUUGGAAUCCAUGCUCCGGCCGCGACUCCAUGCCUUGGAAGUUGAGGCUGCCAGCGGAUCCCAGGAUGCUGCACUGGAGAAAGCUCAAGAGGCUGCACAGAUUCGAGCAAGACUGGAGCGUGAACAUCAAGAGGCCAGGGAAGGUGCCACCGCAGCAAGUGAAGAGCUUCGAAAGAUCUCUGAGUCUUGUGAGAAAGGCCGUUCUCAUUUGGAGCAACUCCUGUUGGAGGAGCAACGGGUCACAGACCAAGCGGCCCAGGCCAGUGUCCGAGUUGAUCAGCUUACAUCUGAACUUGGUGCACAAGGGAGCAAGAAGGUGGAGGUAGAUGCCAAGUUGCAAGGUUUGGCCGCAGCACCGGCCGAGGUGGAGCAGUGUAGAGAGCUUUCAAAGCCGCAGCUUGUUCAAGAACUCUCUGAAGCAAAUCGUGCUUUGCAGGCCUUCCAGCACGUGAAUCGCAAAGCGGUGGAACAGUAUGAGAAUUUCUCGGUCCAGCUGGUAGACCUCCGAAACCGAAAGGAGGACAUUGAUGCAGGAGAGUCCGCUAUCGCAGAGGCCAUUCAGCAAAUCGAUGCUCAAAAGCAGCAUGCUGUGCUGGAGACUCUCCGACGGGUGAACGGCCAUUUCCAACAGGUCUUUGGUGAGAUGGUGCCCGGAGGCGCUGGGAAGCUAAAGCAGCUCCGUCGCGAUCGAGACGUGGAGAUGACCGGUGAUACUGACGGCAGCCAAGAGGCUUCCUUGGGAGACAUCGUGGGUGUCCGCAUCGAGGUGUCAUUCACGGGUCAAGCCACAUCCUUCUUGACCAUGAACCAGCUGUCCGGCGGGCAGAAGACGGUUGUGGCCCUCAGCCUGGUGUUUGCUAUUCAGCGACUGGAGCCUGCUCCAUUCUACCUGCUUGAUGAAGUAGAUGCCGCGCUCGAUGCAUCCUAUCGAUCUGCUUUGGCCAAUUUGGUGGCGAAAACUGCCAGGACCUCGCAAGUCAUCCUCACCACGUUCCGCCCGGAGACUUUGGAAAAGGCUGAACGAUGCUAUCGUGUGUACCAGCAAAACAGGGCCAGUCGCAUUGAUGCUGUGUCACGUGAUCAAGCUGAGGAGGUGCUUCGUGCCCAAGAUCGCUUGGCUCAGGCUGAGGCUGAACGAGCUGCACUGAUGGCUGACUGAGAGGCGGUCGAUCCGUUCGCUCAGUCCAGCCCAAAGGAGCAGGCCAUUUGGACGUCCGGCACGAACGUCCAAAAAUCAAAAGGUGCUUGACUCCAGAGCUGAAUUCUGCUGCCAGUGCAUGCUCUCACAGGUUGAAUUGUUGGCAGGGCAGCAUGGCAAUUGUGCUACAGGUUUGGACCCUCGAUUUCCU
Messenger RNA from Durusdinium trenchii, 3903 nucleotides. The record is from the annotation of a GenBank genome assembly. Lineage: Eukaryota; Dinophyceae; Suessiales; Symbiodiniaceae.